UUGAAAACACCAUUGGAGGUUCUGAGACAAACAAAUCAGGCACCGUUUUAUUGGAUCCCAAUCGAACAGCUGACAUACCUUCGGGCCCUUCGGCCUGGGAGUAGCAGCAUGAAAAACGUUUUGGAUGUCAUGUCGAUGCAGCAGCACGUGGAGUUGAACAAGGCGCAGACCAUGAAGCCCAUUGACUAUCGCAAAAUGAACAAACCCGGCGUGGUGCCGAUGUACAUCUUCGAGUGCGCUGCCAAGUUGAAAAUGAAACCGCUGACGGCGGCCUGUGCGGCCAUAGUGUUCCAUCGUUUCUUCCGGGAGGUCAAGGCCAGCGACUACGAUGAGUUCCUCAUUGCCGCGGGCUCACUGUACUUGGCUGGCAAAAUCAAGGAAGACGAAAGUGUCAAGAUACGCGAUGUCAUCAACGUGGCAUACUGCACCCUGAACCGGGGCAAUGAUCCAGUCGACCUGAACGAUGAGUACUGGUCGAUGCGGGAUGCCAUUGUCCAGGCCGAGCUGCUCAUCACGCGCACCCUGUGCUUCGAUCUCAACAUAGAUCUGGCCCACAAGUACUUACUACACUACAUGAAGACCCUACAAGACUGGGUGGGCACCGAGGUGUGGAACUCGGUGCCCAUUGCCAAGGCAGCCGCCUCGUAUCUGCAAGACUUUCACCACAGCGCCAAUAUCCUCAAGUUCAAGCCCACCCAUGUAGCCAUUGGGUGCCUGUCGCUGGCCCUCCAGACCUACGGCAUCCAGGUGCCGCUCACCGACGAGUCCGACGAAUCCGCCAUGUGGUACAAGCCCUUGGUCAAGGACUUCACCCGAGAGAACCAGUGGGAGAUCAUCGAGAACGUGAUCGAGGUCUACAAGAACGAGGGCUUCCUGAAUGCCACCUAAUCCCUGCGAGAGACUGCCAAAACCAUUCCUUCUGCCAUCUGAACUUAUUUAUUUUCCCUCGCACCUCAUAAACCAAUCUCAGAUUCUACUAGACGUAUGCUCAAAUGUCCAAUGCAUUUACAUCAUGCCCUUGCCAAAUCAAAUAAAUCGACCGGUAAUGAAA
Messenger RNA from Drosophila mauritiana, 1051 nucleotides. RefSeq names its product cyclin-Q (gene koko). The coding region runs from base 109 to 888 and encodes 259 amino acids. NCBI's taxonomy places the organism in Eukaryota, Metazoa, Arthropoda, Insecta, Diptera, Drosophilidae. Gene Ontology annotation, molecular function: cyclin-dependent protein serine/threonine kinase regulator activity. The transcript has 4 exons. The record is from RefSeq and is a predicted model, not a curated record. Gene Ontology annotation, cellular component: nucleus. Gene Ontology annotation, biological process: regulation of transcription by RNA polymerase II.